AUGAGUUGGAAUCUACUCGAGCGCUUCAUAGAGUCGGACCACUUCAACACGGACCCGUCGCUAGCAGUGGCCUAUCUUGCACGCUAUGCAGACCAUGUCGGAAUCCACUACGUGCUCUGCUCGAAGCUGCGCCAGUUUGCGUACGAGGAGCUCGAGUUCUUCCUGCCGCAACUAUGCCACCUGCUCAUUAGCAUCGACAAUGAGUCCAUGGCACUGGAAGAGUUCAUAAUAGACCUGUGCGAAGAGUCCGUCAAUGGCGCACUGCUGACCUUCUGGCUGUUCCAAACCUAUCUGCACGACCUCGCCAGCGCCCCGAACUCGAUCGCCUUCAAGACGUGCCGCCGAAUCUACAACCGCGUGCAGCGCAUUGUCUUCGGGUCCGCCGAGCCCCAGCGCAGGGAGAAGAUCAAGGAGAAUGCAUUGCCCGUGACCGUGCUCUCCAGUCUGGUGCUGGCGAGCAUAGCAGCGCCGUUCCUGCCUGCCCAUGCUGGCCCACUGGCGAUUGCGCAGGCGCGAAAACCACGGCCCAUAGAGGACAUCAUCUCCGACAAUGUACAGACGGCCAAGGUGGGGAGGAGCAAGACAGUCACAGCCGGAUCACCACGCACGAAGCAGAGAAGAACAACCCAGCAACAUUCAGAUCCCGAGGAUGGACGCCUUACCAAAGCUGCUUCCCCACGACCGCCCAAGGAGCUCCCACGAGAAACGAAUGACCUGAGGAGACAAGCUGCGCGACCCACCAACCCCGUACGGGCACCCUCAGCCCAGCAUAGACCUUCGCUGCUGGCAAUGGACCCCGAAGCAAGACUCAGCUCAUCUUCGCUUCCCGACUUCCGCGAUCCGACAUCCUCUCCGUUGCCCACGCCGCCUGCCACCGCUGGGCUAGGACCAAACCCAAUCACCCUCAUCCCUCGGAAGCACCACGGACAGCCACCCAGGCCGCUCACGCCGACUGCACUGUCUCGCGCGCAGAAGAUUCGCUUGCUGCGGUCCAACUACUUCCGCAGUGAGACGCAAUUCUUGAGUGCUUUGGAGGACAUCUCGAACCGCUUGGUUAUCGUGCCGAAACCUGCACGAUUGAGUGCUCUAAGGGCAGAGCUUGCCUUGAUAGCGCAAGACUUGCCUGCUGAGGUCGAUAUCCCCAUGCUCUCGCCGCCCACACUCAAGGAUGGAAUCGCAUCGCAAAGCCGGCACCACCGGAUCGUGCGCAUCAACCCAGCAGAAGCGACCAGUCUCAACAGCGCCGAACGAGUGCCGUACUUAUUGAUGGUAGAAGUGCUCGAGGAGGAUUUUGACUUUGACCCCGACACGGAGCAAAACCAACAAUUACUGGAGAAACUGAUGUUUGAGAAGGGGACGUCAAGACGGCGGCUGUUCGACAUAACGAAUGCUGAAUAUUUGGCCUUUGACAGAACCCCACCCAACGGCUCUGACAGCGUCUUUGAGCCUGCCACUGGUGACCUUGGCAAUACUUCGCUCAUUGGAGGCACAGAGGAAGAUGAUAUUGCGUCUGGCAUGGCGCGAGUGACAUUACCACCAGCCGCAGCGAACGGCAAAGCCACUGCACCUAGGUCGUCGAGUGGAGCAAACACCUUGUCUUCAAUGGCCACCAUAUCCACCCCUCGCACAUCAGAUUCAGCGAUCAGUAGAGCCAACAGUCCUGCUCCAGCAAGGAGAAUGACUAUACCCGCCAACAUGAACCGAGGCAACCAGGGUGCUGAUCAGCCAGACUUCACUGCUCUUGCAACGCACAUGCGGACCGCGGCGCAAAUGCUUGCACAACUGGAAGCAAGUGGCUCGAAACGGCCGAAAACGGAGGUUGCAGCAAUCAAGGCCAAGAUCAUCGCUAGCAUGCAGAGCUUGGAGGAACAGAACUUCAUGGCCGAAGAUCAAGGACCUACUUUUGACACGAUCAUGGCCGAGGCAGAUCCAACGGCGAUCACUGGAGAGCCAGAAGAACUCGAUGGACUACCAGUGGGAACAAAUUCUGGUGCAGGUGCUGCGCGAAUGGAGAACGACCUCAAGACUGGUGGUAUGCGAAGAAAGGGCGACCGAGACGACCCAAGUGCUGCUACAUUUGGUGAGGAGUGGAGUGCAAAGAGGGAACGCAUACGACGAUCAUCGCCUUACGGUCAGAUGAAGAACUGGGAUCUCAUCAGUGUCAUUGUCAAGACGGGUACAGACUUGCGGCAAGAGGCAUUCGCGUGCCAGUUGAUACAAGUCUGCUCGAGGAUUUGGGAAGAGGCUAAUGUGCCGGUCUGGACGAAACGCAUGCGCAUCCUCGUCACCGGCGAAUCCUCUGGUCUCAUCGAAACCAUCACGAACGGCGUCUCGCUCCACUCGCUGAAGCGCAGCUUAACACUUGCUAGUAUUGCGGCUGGUACUAAUCCCCGGAAGCGCAUUGCAACACUCCAGGACCACUGGCGCAAGACUUUUGGCGAGCCGGAGUCCGAAGCUUACAUCGCAGGCGUCAACGCUUUCACGCGUUCGCUAGCCGCGUACAGUGUCAUAAGCUACGUACUGCAACUCAAGGAUCGCCACAACGGCAAUCUUCUCAUUGACAAUAUGGGCCACAUCAUCCACAUCGACUUUGGAUUUAUGCUGUCCAACUCGCCGGGUAGCAUGGGUUUCGAAGCUGCGCCUUUCAAGCUCACGCAAGAAUACGUCGAUGUACUAGGCGGUGUCACAAGCCCCGCGUUCGAAGAGUUCAAGGCUUUAUGCAAACAUGCCUUCCAGGCACUAAGAAAAGAGGCAGAGCGCUUGAUUAUGUUGGUCGACCUGAUGAGCAAGCAGAGUAAGAUGGACUGCUUCAAGGCCGGUGCGGCGAGUGUAACAAAUAGUCUCAGAGCGAGACUGAUGUUGCAUUUGAGUAAAGAGGAGGCAGAAGUUUUUGUGGAAGAGUUGAUUGCGAAGAGUGUGGGGAGCUAUUAUACCCGACUGUAA
Molecule: messenger RNA, 2943 nt
Organism: Parastagonospora nodorum SN15
Lineage: Eukaryota; Fungi; Ascomycota; Dothideomycetes; Pleosporales; Phaeosphaeriaceae
Exons: 4
Coding region: 1-2943 (980 amino acids)
Biological process (GO): phosphatidylinositol-mediated signaling; phosphatidylinositol phosphate biosynthetic process
Cellular component (GO): membrane; cytoplasm
Molecular function (GO): 1-phosphatidylinositol 4-kinase activity
Source: RefSeq, a predicted model, not a curated record